Molecule: messenger RNA, 318 nt
Organism: Paramuricea clavata
Lineage: Eukaryota; Metazoa; Cnidaria; Anthozoa; Malacalcyonacea; Plexauridae
Source: the annotation of a GenBank genome assembly
AUGGACAUUCAUGUCAAAAACAAUGAGUGUGAAUCAGCUCAUAAACUACAUCUGAUGUAUGCUUUGUUGAAGAUUUUUGCUACCACUGUGGAAGAUCUGUGGCCUGGUUGGACUGGAUUUAACACAUUAAUUAGGCAAAGCAAUAUACCUACUGUGUCACGAGUUGGCUACCUUCCGAUAGUGGAUGCCUCGUCUACAGAAUAUUCUAUGCUUAAUGAAGUCCUGAAGUCCGUUAUUAAGAUCAUGGAUAGAUUGCAAUUACAACAAACUGUUCUUCUAUUUGAUGAAGCCGUUUAUGCAAAAAUCCAGCACAUCUGA